This is a messenger RNA of Sphaeroforma arctica JP610, 477 nucleotides long. RefSeq lists its product as hypothetical. The annotation marks the transcript as partial. Gene Ontology annotation, molecular function: D-mannose binding. The transcript has a single exon. Gene Ontology annotation, biological process: endoplasmic reticulum to Golgi vesicle-mediated transport; endoplasmic reticulum organization; Golgi organization. Lineage: Eukaryota; Ichthyosporea; Ichthyophonida. Gene Ontology annotation, cellular component: endoplasmic reticulum-Golgi intermediate compartment; COPII-coated ER to Golgi transport vesicle; endoplasmic reticulum membrane. The record is from RefSeq and is a predicted model, not a curated record.
CUCGCUGUAUUCUGUAAUACAUAAAAUACAGGCGAAAAUAUAUUUAUCUCCAUCUCUAGCGAGUAGUAGAGAGGGUCAUGAUAUUAGCCGUUCAUUCAUGCAUGUGAGACUGAGCCUAGUCUUCUACAGAUUACCCCAAGACAUUCACCGGAUUUUACGUACACUGUAUCUAUAGCGAACUUAUCAUACUUAUAACCACAACAUGUUAGUCGUACCAAAUACGCUUAUAACCUCCCUACUGAUAGCUCUGGGUACAUUAACAUGUAUACCAGUGAUCGCAGCACAAGAUGACGCAGCACCCGCUGCCGUAUCACCACCCCCUACUUUUCGACACGAGUAUAAGUGGUCUUUUAAAGGCCCUUUGGACAGACCAGAAAAUAAUAAAGUGCCUUUCUGGGAUGUAGUAGAGAGUGCAAUGGUCUCCGAACGAGAAGUGCGACUGGUGCCGUCGGUUAAUAAUAGGAAAGGAUCGGUGAG